Meriones unguiculatus (Mongolian gerbil) is the source of this 1246-nucleotide messenger RNA. RefSeq names its product ADP ribosylation factor like GTPase 4A (gene Arl4a). Gene Ontology annotation, biological process: intracellular protein transport; vesicle-mediated transport. Bases 322 to 924 code for a protein of 200 amino acids. The transcript has 2 exons. The record is from RefSeq and is a predicted model, not a curated record. Gene Ontology annotation, molecular function: GTP binding; GTPase activity. Lineage: Eukaryota; Metazoa; Chordata; Mammalia; Rodentia; Muridae. Gene Ontology annotation, cellular component: cytoplasm.
UGGGGGUGCCUUCCGAGACUAGGCUCUCGGGUGGGUACGGUGGCGAGCACCCCACGUCGGUGCUUGGGUUUCCUUCUGGAGGAGCUUUGGGGGUUCGGGGAUCGUUGGAGAGUAACGUGCACGUUACCGCGUUGAGAGUGAGCCGAAGCCCCUUGGUGACGAUUAUUCCUCGUCCGUUGUCGAUCGCGUACCUUCGCUGUCUCUUCUGGUGUGUUUACUCCCAGCAAGUUUCACAGUCGCGUAGCGCGAUCUACCCAGGAAGAGAAGAAGUAAGCAGAUAAGAAGCUCGCGUUCAGCGUGGGACACCAUUCGCCGCUGGAGAUGGGGAAUGGACUGUCAGACCAGACUUCCAUCCUGUCCAGCCUGCCUUCCUUUCAGUCCUUCCACAUUGUUAUUCUGGGUCUGGACUGCGCCGGAAAGACAACCGUUCUGUACAGGCUGCAGUUCAACGAAUUUGUAAACACGGUACCUACCAAAGGAUUUAACACUGAGAAAAUUAAGGUAACCUUGGGCAAUUCCAAAACAGUCACUUUCCACUUUUGGGAUGUAGGUGGUCAGGAGAAGUUAAGGCCACUGUGGAAGUCAUACACCCGAUGCACAGAUGGCAUUGUGUUUGUGGUGGACUCUGUUGACGUUGAGAGGAUGGAGGAAGCCAAAACCGAACUUCAUAAAAUAACUAGGAUAUCAGAGAACCAAGGCGUCCCUGUGCUCAUAGUCGCUAACAAGCAGGACCUGAGGAACUCGCUCUCUCUCUCGGAAAUCGAGAAGUUGUUAGCAAUGGGUGAACUGAGCUCCUCCACGCCUUGGCAUUUGCAGCCCACCUGUGCAAUCAUAGGCGACGGACUAAAGGAGGGACUUGAGAAACUACACGAUAUGAUAAUUAAAAGAAGAAAAAUGUUACGGCAGCAGAGAAAGAAGAGAUGAGCGCGCUGCCUUUUGUGUCCGUGUGGAGUAGGUUUUUCUUGGUCUGGUGUUGACAAGCUCACUAGUGUCCACAGCCUGGUUUGCCUGUCUGCCCUCCCGGAUGCGAUUAAAGCUUUGUUUUGUUCAACAGUCAGAUACCCAACUCUGUUGCCUUGUGGAAGAUGAGCACAUGCAGUGCUCCUGAGAGUGGCCUCUUCUCCCCGACUCACAAUUCUUUUGGUACUACCAUUUUGGGAAGCCCAAAAAAGGCUAGUAAUUGAGCAGAAAACAAUUUUGUGGAAAUUUGACCUAAAGUUAGUGAAAUAAAAUUUUGAAGAGUGUA